GAUUAAGGGUUGCCUCAUACAGAGCUAUGUGUUACGCAUGAGACAAAAAAAGAAUGGCGCUUUUGCAUGUUACUGCAUGAUUUAUGAGUUACGAGUUGCGAAGAUAGCACAAAGGUAAAGGGAGAACUCAUAGUGCGUCAGUGAUUAUUCACACCUCGAGCUUCACAACGCGCAGUGUCUGAUGUUAAACUAUAAUUAACUUAUAUUAAACAAUAUACAAGUAAAGUAGAACGUAAAAAUGAGCAAGUACAAUAAUGUGAAUUUUCAUAAAGUGACGGCGUCUACAGAUCAAGAUUUUAUAGAGAAGAAAUUAAUUGACGACAAUGAAAAACUAAAUUUCAACUAUAAGCAGUUUUUGGGAUUAAUGUUAGGAUUAACACAUUAUAUAAUUGCUGGCAUUACUUCCGGCUACGCAUCUGUAUUUAUAGUUCAAGCAAGCGACACAGAAGGUUUAAAAAUAACAAAAUCUGAAGCAUCAUGGAUAGCUUCAAUUGUUGUGGUACCCAUGGCACCAGCUGGUUUACUUUGCGGUUUCCUUCUGAACAAAAUAAGAAAGAAAACCGUUUUAAUAAUUAUCACUUUAUUCGAAAUACUUGCAUGGGUAAUAAUGUACGGCAGUACAUCUGUUACUGGUAUACUUAUUGGACGUGCCCUUUCCGGAAUAGCAAGUGCAAUGGGAUCACCAAUUAUUCCUCCGUACUUGGCGGAAAUUUCACAUCCAAACAUGCGUGGAUUGUACCUUUGUAUGGUACUUUUAGGAAUAUCCUUAGGUCUGUUGGUAAUUCAUGUAUUGGGAGCGUUUUUCACUUGGAACAUGUGUGCAUUAAUAACUGCAUUGAUUCUUGUGGUAUAUUUCUGUUUAGUGCUCUAUUUGAAUGAGACAUAUGCCUGGUACCUGCGGAAUGAUAACAUAGAAGAGACCAAAAAAGCUUUUUGUUGGUACAGAGGUAAAAGUGCAUGCUCUAUGCUGGAGUUAGAAAAGUUGCUUGCAAAACGUCACGAAAACGCUAGUAAUAAUUACACUAAAAAGCAAAUAUUACAUUUGUGUUUAAGUAAAUUGUUAUUAAUGCCAUUAGCUAUCUCAACAGUAGGAAUGCUUACCAUGCAUCUUUCAGGCAUGAAACCAAUUAUGUUCUACUCAAUCAGUAUUGUCAGUCAGGUCAUUCCGUCAUUGGAUCAGUACACAUCAACGAUAGUUGUAGAUAUUAUUCGUAUCUUUAUGACUUGUGUUGGUUGCGUAUUAAUUAAUAAGUUUCCUGUUCGUCCAUUGUUUAUUAUUAGUGGAAUUGGAAGCGCCAUAUCACAUUUUUGUUUUGCUGCAUUCUUUUCAUACACCGUAAAUAGUGUAGAUCAAACGUAUCCAAUUCUUGCGCUGAUAGCAUUGAUAAGUUACACAGCUUUUUCGUCGAUUGGUAUUGCUCCGUUGGCGUGGAUUAUAGCAGGUGAAAUUUUUCCGUUUAUUUUGAAAGGUAUUGCGUCGGGCAUGUGUUGUUUCGUGUAUUUCUUUUCAUUUUUUAUUAUUGUGAAAAUCACGCCUGAAAUGUUUGAUGCUUUCGGCAUUGCCGGAGGUUUUGUGAUAUUUGGAGGUUGUACACUUUUGGGCACAAUUACGAUGUAUUUUAUUUUGCCGGAAACAAAGAACAAAACGUUAAAAGAAAUUGAGGACUUGUUCAGAUAGUAUUAUGGCAAACGUCAAAAAUAAUCGCAAUGCACACUACCUAGUUGCCAUACUUUUAACAUAGUUUUUUAAAAUGUAUUAAAACAUUUAAUUUAUAAUCAUUAUCUGUUUCAAUUCUAUACCUAGUCAAACUUUGUAAUUGCGGAUAUGAUAAGUAUACAGAAUGUCACAUUCCUAGUUUUAGGAAUGCGGCAGACAUUACCUAUUUAUAUAGGUACAUAGUAUUGUGAUAAAACAACAAGCUCUUUGUUUUGCUGAUAAUUGAAUUUAUAAAUGUUAAUUUUAAAUUGAGCUUGAUGUCAAAGCCAAUGUAAUUAAAUAUUUAAAAAUAUUUUAUUUAUCUUUGCAUGUAGCAUCUAAAAUCAUUUCUUUUCUUCAAAAUUUUGUGUUGUAAGUACCUGUAUAUUUGCCUAACUUACAAUUAAAUCGACUUUUAUCUUUUAAAAA
Dalotia coriaria is the source of this 2125-nucleotide messenger RNA. RefSeq names its product facilitated trehalose transporter Tret1-like. Gene Ontology annotation, molecular function: transmembrane transporter activity. Gene Ontology annotation, biological process: transmembrane transport. The transcript has 3 exons. Gene Ontology annotation, cellular component: membrane. NCBI's taxonomy places the organism in Eukaryota, Metazoa, Arthropoda, Insecta, Coleoptera, Staphylinidae. The record is from RefSeq and is a predicted model, not a curated record. Bases 239 to 1678 code for a protein of 479 amino acids.